Messenger RNA from Sorex fumeus (smoky shrew), 736 nucleotides. RefSeq names its product flavin-containing monooxygenase 1-like. The annotation marks the transcript as partial. Gene Ontology annotation, molecular function: N,N-dimethylaniline monooxygenase activity; flavin adenine dinucleotide binding; NADP binding. The record is from RefSeq and is a predicted model, not a curated record. NCBI's taxonomy places the organism in Eukaryota, Metazoa, Chordata, Mammalia, Eulipotyphla, Soricidae. The transcript is spliced from 5 exons.
GCGAACUCAGGCCAACUCACAUCAGUCACGCCUGGAUUUCCGGAGCGCCCUCUCAUCCCAACGGCAGAAGCCCCGGGUACCAGGAGUGCCAAGGACAAAGAUAGCGACCAUGGCCAGGCGUGUGGCGAUCGUAGGUGCCGGGGUCAGCGGCCUGGCCUGCAUCAAGUGCUGCCUGGAAGAAGGCCUGGAGCCCACCUGCUUCGAGAGGAGCGAUGACCUCGGGGGGCUGUGGCGCUUCACCGAGCACGUGGAGGAAGGCAGGGCGAGCCUCUACAAGUCUGUGGUGUCCAACAGCUGCAAGGAGAUGUCCUGUUACUCCGACUUCCCCUUCCCCGACCACUACCCCAACUACAUCCCCAACGCCUACUUCCUGGAGUACCUGCAGAUGUACGCAGAACGCUUCGGCCUGAGGCGCUGCAUCCAGUUUAAGACUAAAGUCUGCAGCGUUACCCAGCGCCCGGACUUCGCGGCCAGUGGCCAGUGGGAGGUGGUCACACAGCGGGAAGGGAAGCAAGAGUCAGCCGUGUUCGAUGCUGUCAUGGUGUGCACGGGCUACCUCACCAACCCUCACCUGCCCCUGGAUGACUUCCCAGGUAUAAAGACCUUUAAAGGGCAAUACUUUCACAGCCGACAGUACAAACAUCCCGACAUAUUUAAGGACAAGAGAGUUCUCGUGAUCGGGAUGGGAAAUUCAGGCACAGACAUUGCGGUGGAGGCCAGUCACGUGGCCAAGAAG